Molecule: messenger RNA, 1356 nt
Organism: Exaiptasia diaphana
Lineage: Eukaryota; Metazoa; Cnidaria; Anthozoa; Actiniaria; Aiptasiidae
Product: transducin-like enhancer protein 3-B
Exons: 5
Biological process (GO): negative regulation of canonical Wnt signaling pathway; regulation of DNA-templated transcription
Cellular component (GO): transcription regulator complex; nucleus
Molecular function (GO): protein binding; transcription corepressor activity
Source: RefSeq, a predicted model, not a curated record
UUGCAGGGCUGUGUCAAAGUUUGGGAUAUUAGCCAAGCUAGUGGUAAAAACCUUGUUUCAACAUUAGAUUGCUUACGUGAUAAUUAUAUUCGUUCUUGUCGCCUUUUACCYGAUGGCCGAACUCUUAUUGUUGGAGGUGAAGCUAGUACUCUUACAAUAUGGGACCUAACCUCACAGCCAAGAAUUAAAGCAGAGUUGACGUCAAAUGCUCCUGCAUGUUAUGCUUUGGCAUUAAGCCCAGAUUCAAAAGUUUGUUUUAGUUGUUGUAGUGAUGGUAAUAUAGCAGUGUGGGACCUUCAUAACCAAACAUUAGUUAGACAAUUUCAAGGACAUACAGAUGGUGCUAGUUGUAUUGAUAUAUCACCAGAUGGAACUAAAUUAUGGACAGGUGGUUUGGAUAAUACUGUUCGAUCUUGGGACCUACGGGAAGGAAGACAACUUCAACAACAUGAUUUUACUUCUCAAAUAUUCUCAUUAGGAUACUGUCCYUCUGGUGACUGGUUAGCUGUAGGGAUGGAAAAUAGUAAUGUUGAAGUACUUCAUCAAUCCAAACCUGACAAAUAUCAACUUCAUUUGCAUGAAAGUUGCGUAUUAUCUCUCAAGUUUGCAUACUCUGGAAAAUGGUUUGUUACAACUGGUAAAGAUAACCUACUAAAUGCAUGGAGAACACCAUAUGGAGCAAGUAUUUUCCAGUCAAAAGAGUCUUCGUCAGUUCUAAGUUGUGAUAUAUCGGCAGAUGACAAGUACAUUGUUACUGGUUCUGGAGACAAGAAGGCUACACUAUACGAAGUGAUUUUCUGAUGAAAAUCCUAUGACAUACUAGAAUAUCUAAAACAAGCCAUUUGAAAUAGAUAAGGAAUAAAUAGCAAAGUAUCAGGAAUAUUCUGAUGCUCUGUUUGUAAACAUGGGGAAGGAUGGUUUUUACUCUGUACAAUAUCCCUUCCUGUUCACUUGGAAGGGAGAUCUGCUGUCCAUUACAAAAGAAAUAUGAGGACAAUUUUGUUAAAAGUUGUGUUAAUGAAAACCAUAAGCAUGCAAUGCUUAAACAUUCUCACAUUUCACCAAUUAGAUAUUUGAAUGAGAAAAUAAGUCAAAAGAAUAAAUCAAGUAAAAGUAAGAAAUCCUGAAUUAUACAUAUAAUUCUAUUGACAUUCUCAUAUCUAAUUGGCUGCAUCAAAGUUUUAAUUUCAUGACCAUUUCAUCAAGCAUUAAUAUUGGUCGUUUUGACUGUAUAUGAAGUUUUCACAGGCUUUUGUAAAUAGCCUUCUUUGGAUAAUAACUGUACAGUAAUAAUAGUUGCCACUAAAAAACUUGUAAUUUUUGGUAAAUAAAAAGUUAUAGUGUGUUUAUACAACA